Plasmodium relictum is the source of this 912-nucleotide messenger RNA. RefSeq names its product conserved Plasmodium protein, unknown function. Bases 1 to 912 code for a protein of 303 amino acids. The transcript is spliced from 2 exons. NCBI's taxonomy places the organism in Eukaryota, Apicomplexa, Aconoidasida, Haemosporida, Plasmodiidae. The record is from RefSeq and is a predicted model, not a curated record.
AUGUAUGGAUUUAGUAAUUUAUACAGAUCAGUUGAAGAAAAUGAUGAAUUAAAAAGUGAUAAUGAUAUAUUUGGAUACGAAAAUAAAGAAAGUAAUGAAGUUAAUUUAAAAAAUCUCUUUUCAGAUAAAAAUAAAGAGAUAGAAGAUAUGCAAGAUAAAAAAAACAAAUAUGAAAAGAAUAAAAAAAAUGAAAGAAAUGAAGAUAAUGAAGAAAAUCAAGAUAAAUUAGGUGAUAAAGAAAAUAUAAAAGAAAAAGUUGGUAACGAUACAAAAAAUGAAUUAAAGGAAAAGGGAAAAGAAAAACAGGAAAUUACAGAAGAAAGGAAAAAAGGUUUAGAUGCUGAAGAAAAUAAUAAUGUAAAUUCCGUAGAAAAACAAAAAAUAUACAAUAUUGCACAUAAAAAACAAGAUGAAAUUACAAAAUAUUCAAAAAAUUAUGAAAAAUUGAAUAUAAAGGAUAAAGAAAAUAAAGAAGAUAUGGGAGAAAAAAAAAAGAACGAAGUAAAAGAAAAAGAUACAGUAGAACAAAAAAAUAUAGAAAUAAUUAAUCAAGUAAAAAAUGAGCUGAUAAAAAAAAAUGACGAAUUAAAUGAAGAUGAAAAUAAGGGAAAUAUCAAAUAUGAAAAAGGAAGAUAUGAAAAUUUAGUAAUGCAACUAUCAGAUCAGAAAAAUAUGAAUUUAAUUCAAGGUAUGAAUAAAAAAUUUACGUUUCCAUCUUUAUCACCAACUGAUGUUCUUAUUCCAGGAAAGGAAAACGAAAAUAUUACUAUGUAUCAUUUUAAUCCUGAAAAAUUCGGAUAUAAAUAUAAUAAUGGAUUAAAACCUUCAGAAGGUUAUUUACUAAUUUAUCCUCAUAUAUCACACAAUUCUAUACCACCAAAAAUAAAAAAAAAAAAAAUAGGAUGCUGUUAG